CAAUGUGGUCCACCCAUGGUAGCAGAACCAGUAAUGUAUGAGUUUAAUUCUCCCAGCAGGUGGCGCUCCACUAUGAAUCAGCUCAAGGACAGUGAAGAGGAAGCUCCGCCCACUAUAACCACCUUGUUUGAGGAACAUGAGGGUCAGAGGAGGAUCCAUCAACAGGGACCAGACUCUGCUGGACCUGGACCCAGCUGUGUCUCCAUGUCGAGUGACUGCUCCAUGGGUCAACCUGUGGACGUCAAACAAGAACAGAGGAGGAUCCAUCAACAGGGACCAGAAUCUGCCAGACUUGGACCUGGACCCAGCUGUGUGUCCAUGAAGAGUGACCAGUCUAUAGGUCGUCUUAUUGACUUCAGAGAGACUGAGAGAAUUAAGAAUCAACACAAAAUACAAGACUUUCUCCUCAGAGUUGACCAGCAGAGGACAGAGGUUCUCCGUGGUCAGUCUGUCCAGCAGCAUCGAGCAGACCUGGACUCCAUAAUUAAGCUGCUGGAGGAGAACAUCAUCUGCUUUGUGAAGAACGAGCUGAAGAAGAUCCAGAAGGUUCUGGGUACAGAUCACACAGAAGUCUCAGAGAGUCAGAGGGAGGAUGAGGAGGUGUUGGAUGGUGAAAAUGAGGAGCAGAGGAGCAGCAGAGAGGCCUUUCUGAAGAUCACAGAUAACUUCUUGAGGAGGAUGAAGCAGGAGAAGCUAGCCGAUUGUCUGCAGAGCAAAACCAGAGCUCCAGCUUGUCGACUUGAACUCAAAUCAAACCUAAAGAAGAAGUUCCAGUGUUUGUUUGAGGGCGUGGCUAAAGCAGGAAACCCCACCCUUCUUAAUGAGAUAUUCACAGAGCUUUACAUCACAGAGGGAGGGACUGGAGAAGUCAACGAAGAACAUGAGGUCAGACAGAUUGAAAAAGCUUCAUGGAAACCAGACAGACCAGAAACAACUAUCAGACAAGAAGACAUCUUCAAAGCCUCAGCUGGAAGAAACAGACCAAUCAGAACAGUGAUGACAAAGGGAGUUUCUGGCAUUGGGAAAACAGUCUUAACACAGAAGUUCACUCUGGACUGGGCUGAAGACAAAACCAACCAGGACAUACAGUUCAUGUUUCCCUUCACCUUCAGAGAGCUGAAUGUGCUGAAAGAGAAGAAGUACAGUUUGGUGGAACUCAUCCAUCACUUCUUCACUGAAACCAAAGAAGCAGGAAUCUGCAGGUUUGAAGACUUUAGGGUGGUCUUCAUCUUUGAUGGUCUGGACGAGUGUCGACAUCCUCUGGACUUCCACAACACUGAGAUCCUGACUGAUGUCACAGCAUCCACCUCAGUGAACGUGUUGCUGACAAACCUCAUCAGAGGGAAACUGCUUCCCUCUGCUCGCCUCUGGAUAACCACACGACCUGCAGCAGCCAAUCAGAUCCCUCCUGACUGUGUUGACAUGGUGACAGAGGUCAGAGGGUUCACGGACCCACAGAAGGACGACUACUUCCGGAAGAGGUUCAGAGAUGAAGAGCAGGCCAGGAGGAUCAUCUCACACAUCCAGAAAUCACGAAGCCUCCACAUCAUGUGCCACAUCCCAGUCUUCUGCUGGAUCACUGCAACUGUUCUGGAGAACAUGUUGAAACCCAGAGAUGGAGAACUGCCCAAGACCCUGACUGAGAUGUACAUCCACUUCCUGGUGGUUCAGUCCAAAGUGAAGAAGGUCAAAUAUGAUGGAGGAGCUGAGACAGAUCCACACUGGAGUCCAGAGAACAGGAUGAUGGUUGAGUCUCUGGGGAAACUGGCUUUUGAGCAGCUGCAGAAAGGAAAUCUGAUCUUCUAUGAAUCAGACCUGACAGAGUGUGGCAUCGAUAUCACAGCUGCUUCAGUUUACUCAGGAGUCUUCACUCAGAUCUUUAAAGAGGAGAGAGGCCUGUACCAGGACAAUGUCUUCUGCUUUGUCCAUCUGAGUGUUCAGGAGUUUCUGGCUGCUCUUCAUGUCCAUCUGACCUUCAUCACCUCUGGAACAAAUCUGUUGUCAGAAGACCCAACAACGAGCCAGAAGUCCAGACUGUUUAGACACAAACCUGAACUGAAUCAUCUGCACCAGAGUGCUGUGGACAAGGCCUUACUGAGUCCAAAUGGACACCUGGACUUGUUCCUCCGCUUCCUCUUGGGUCUUUCAAUGAAGACCAAUCAGAAGCUCUUAAGAGGUCUAUUGACACAAACAGGAAGUGAUUCACGGACCAAUCAGAAAACAGCUGAGUACAUCAAGAAGUUGAUCAGUGAGAAUCUGUCAGCAGAGAGAAGCAUCAACCUGUUCCACUGUCUGAAUGAACUGAACCAUCGUUCUCUUGUGGAGGAGAUCCAAGAGUCUCUCACAUCAGGACACCUGUCCACAAAGACACUGUCUCCUGCUCAGUGGUCAGCUCUGGUCUUCAUCUUACUGUCAUCAGGAAAAGAUCUGGAAGAUUUUGACCUGAAGAAAUACUCUGCUUCAGAGGAGGCUCUUCUGAAGCUGGUGCCAGUGGUCAAAGCCUCCAACAAAGCUCUACUGAGUGACUGUAACCUCUCAGAGAGAAGCUGUGAAGCUCUGUCCUCAGUCCUCAACUCAAUGUCCUCUAGUCUGAGACACAUGGACCUGGGUAACAAUGACCUACAGGAUUCAGGAGUGAAGCUGCUGUGUGAUGGACUGAAGAGUCCUCACUGUUCUCUGGAGACUCUCAGGUCAGAACUCAGUUUAUUUGACAGUUGAUCUUUUAAAUCCUGAUUUUGCUUCUUUAGGUUCUUGUUGAUGAAGAUGCUCAAAAUCUUCAGCAUUUUCUGAAUCACUGAGUUCAU
This is a messenger RNA of Solea senegalensis (Senegalese sole), 2804 nucleotides long. RefSeq names its product NLR family CARD domain-containing protein 3-like. The record is from RefSeq and is a predicted model, not a curated record. Bases 16 to 2718 code for a protein of 900 amino acids. Lineage: Eukaryota; Metazoa; Chordata; Actinopteri; Pleuronectiformes; Soleidae. The transcript is spliced from 7 exons.